AUGUCUACCGCAAACACCGACACCCUCAUCGAGCUGGCCAAGGGCCGGCGCACCAUCUAUAAACUCGGGAAGAACAGCCCCGUCCCGGACUCGAAGAUCGAGGAGCUCGUCAACACGGCCAUCCUACACGUCCCCAGCGCCUUCAACACGCAGUCCACGCGGCUCGUGGUGCUCCUGCACGCCGAGCAUGAGAAGCUCUGGGACACAGUCAUCGACACCUUCAUGGAGCUGGUCAAGAGCGGCGCGGUGCCGGAGCAGAUCUGGAAGAACCAGACGCUGCCGAAGCUGCAGGGGAUGAAGAAUGGGGUUGGCACGAUCCUCUUCUACGAAGACCCCGCACAUAUCGCCCCCUUCUCGGAGAAGUUCGCAACAUACAAAGAUCAUUUCCAGUCCUGGGCCGAACACUCCAACGCCAUGCACCAGUACUUCCUAUGGACCGCGCUCGAAUCCCUCGGCUUCGGGGCAAACCUCCAACACUACAACCCUCUCAUCGACGCCCCCGUCGCAAAGAAAUGGGACAUCCCCACCGACUGGCGUCUCAUUGCGCAACUCGUCUUCGGCGGCCGCGAGGGCGAGCCCGGCGAGAAGACGCAGAAACCCGUUGAGGAGCGGGUGAAGAUUUUCGGCAAGGCAUAA
This is a messenger RNA of Aspergillus clavatus NRRL 1, 636 nucleotides long. RefSeq names its product nitroreductase family protein. Gene Ontology annotation, biological process: cellular response to oxidative stress. Bases 1 to 636 code for a protein of 211 amino acids. The record is from RefSeq and is a predicted model, not a curated record. NCBI's taxonomy places the organism in Eukaryota, Fungi, Ascomycota, Eurotiomycetes, Eurotiales, Aspergillaceae. The transcript is spliced from 3 exons.